AUGGGCAUCCAGGCGCUGCCGCUCAUCAUCUGGCCGUCGUCCAUAGCCUCGCUUCUACGAGAGGACCAGGCCCACGUUAGCUCUCUGGAGGAAUAUCUUGCUCGAUCGCUCGGCUUCGCCCUCUUGGCCCUGGGCCUCGUCGUAGUCUUGCUCUCGGGAGCCGUGCCUCUGGGCUCUGAGGUAGACGUCCCCAAGAGCGGCAUCUCCCCCUACGCCAACGCCGUCCUCAUCGUCGCCACGUUGCACCACGCCCCCGCUAGCAUCUACUGCUACUGGAGGUACAACGGGACCGGGCAGAUGGGAUUCCUCCUGGGAAGCUUGGGCAGCGGCUUCUUCGCCGCGGGGGCCCUGUACUGCGUCAUGUUUGCCGGUGACCAGGCUAUGAUCAGCAAGCACCACCGCUUCGACCAGAGCACCAGCGGAUUCCCGUUCUCGAACUCGACGUCGUACAGGGCCAAGAAGAAGGCCCUGUGA
This is a messenger RNA of Geosmithia morbida, 474 nucleotides long. RefSeq lists its product as uncharacterized. NCBI's taxonomy places the organism in Eukaryota, Fungi, Ascomycota, Sordariomycetes, Hypocreales, Bionectriaceae. The transcript is spliced from 3 exons. The record is from RefSeq and is a predicted model, not a curated record. Bases 1 to 474 code for a protein of 157 amino acids.